AUGAAUUCACUUUCCCUCCAUGAAAAACUGGACUACUCUAACGCUGAUUUCGCGGAGGUACCACACCAACGUUCGGCAGGUGAUGGGUUUGAUUCACUGCAAAGCUAUGGGGAGCGCGGUAGCACACAAGUCGAAGAACUGUUUUCUAAGGACGAGUUCUGCUCGCUAAACGAAACUUUUGAAGAAACGUUAGUUUUCUUGCGCAACCGAUUGCAAAUUCAAUAUGCUCGGUUAAGAAAAGAACUGCAGUCGUCUAUGCGAAACAUCGUUCUUCAGGAAAUGCAAAAGAUCCUCACAACAGCUCAACAGUUACGCGAUCAAGUGCUAAGUUUGCGCGAGAUUGUUAAAACCCAAGAAAGGAUGAUUGCCCGCAAAGACCAAGUGAUAGAUGACCUGAUGGCCGAUUUAAGACGAGCAAACGAAAAAGCCGAAGCGAGUAUUGAAGCAAAUAGGAUGAAAACUAAGCAACUCGUGGAACAUGUUAUUGACAAAUGGUGGAGUAGACGCCUGCUUCAACGAGCGCUCAUCGCCUGGAAAGCUUAUCUAAGCGGAACGUGGAAAAAUCGUUUUCUACAGCGUAUGAAGUCAGAGGCCUACGCCGAGUGUGACCGCCUGAAGAAGGAUAAUGAAAAUACUACCAAACACGUUCGUUAA
Dicrocoelium dendriticum is the source of this 654-nucleotide messenger RNA. The record is from the annotation of a GenBank genome assembly. Lineage: Eukaryota; Metazoa; Platyhelminthes; Trematoda; Plagiorchiida; Dicrocoeliidae.